Molecule: messenger RNA, 483 nt
Organism: Colletotrichum godetiae
Lineage: Eukaryota; Fungi; Ascomycota; Sordariomycetes; Glomerellales; Glomerellaceae
Exons: 1
Coding region: 1-483 (160 amino acids)
Source: RefSeq, a predicted model, not a curated record
AUGCCCAUUGGAUAUCCAGGCCGUACCCAAUCCACUGCCCCUGCAGAUGGCCUCGGCUUCGCUUGGCGGCCUACGGAUACACUGCCAUGUGCGCUUGCUUUUGCUCUGCCGCACCGCUGCACCGUGCCGUCCCCGUUCUCCCUUCGCCUCGAAAAUGGGACUGGCCUACGUCCGUACCUACGCAGCUCUGAAAACGCUGUGCGACUCGCCCUCGGUCCCGCGUUACGUACCCGUCCGUCAUACUGCGAGACGCGACUUGGAAGCUGGCCUGAAUUGAAAUGCGGAUUACGAAGCAGCAUACGUACAGAGAUCUACCCUGCGUAUCUUGCAGUCAUAGCCAUGGAUACCGUCACACUCACUGCUGGUCCGCCAUACGAGCUGUGGAAAGGCUCCUUCGGGCCACUAACACUACGUACACCAUCCCCGGCCCCCGCCUGUCUAGUCAACUCUGCAGCUUUGCUUCUCCAUUACCUCCGCCUUUGA